Messenger RNA from Truncatella angustata, 1241 nucleotides. RefSeq names its product ribosomal protein L24e. The record is from RefSeq and is a predicted model, not a curated record. The transcript has 3 exons. The coding region runs from base 159 to 767 and encodes 202 amino acids. Gene Ontology annotation, cellular component: nucleolus. Lineage: Eukaryota; Fungi; Ascomycota; Sordariomycetes; Amphisphaeriales; Sporocadaceae. Gene Ontology annotation, biological process: ribosomal large subunit biogenesis.
CGACAAUCGAUAAACGGUCAGAGUAGCAAAAGUAAAGUAAAUCAAGCAGUUCACGACAGCGUUCUCUGUCCCGUUUCUUGCUCGACAACACUCCUUUCGACCACCCACUCCAAGAGAACUGUGUUAGAACGUAGCGUCACGUCGCAACACUUUUCACCAUGGUCAGAAUCGAGACUUGCUACUUUUGUAGCCGACCCGCCUAUCCCAGCAAGGGAAUCACCUUCAUUCGAAAUGAUGCCAAGCAGUUUCGUUUCUGCCGGUCCAAGUGCCACAAGAACUUCAAGAUGAAGCGUAACCCGCGCAAGCUUGCCUGGACCAAGGCAUUCCGCCGUGCUGCUGGCAAAGAGAUGACCGUCGACUCGACCCUCCAAUUCGCACAGCGCCGCAACGUGCCAGUUCGAUACAACCGGGAUUUGGUUCAGAAGACUCUCAAGGCCAUGGAGCGCAUCCAGGAAAUCAGAAGCAAGCGCGAGAGAGUAUUCUACCGCAGACGUAUGGCAGGCAAGCGUGCCAGAGAAUUGGCCGACGCCCGCAAGCUCGUCCAGACCCACAGCCACUUGCUACCCAGACUCCGUGGAAGCGAGAAGAGGAGAUUGGCACUGGAACAAGGUCUGUCCCAGGAGGAGAUCAACAGACUCGAGGAGCAGCAGGUCCUGCCGUCGGCCACCAACAAGUUGUUCGGCAAGGAGAAGAUCCGCCAGAAGGUCAGAGUGGACGGUGGUGUCGAGUUCGCACCCGAGGGCGACAUGGAGAUGGAUUCCGAGUAGGAAGUCGCGACGACAUAUUACAACGGAUCGCGGACAUCAAGGGUUGCUUAAUCACGAAAUACUCGAGGUUGAUGAGUACGGCGUUCCAUGGACCUGCUUUUGGUUUUCGGCAUCUUCUGGCGUUUGGGAUCACGUAGAUAUCUGGAAAAGUGCAUUCAUCUAUGAUACACUGCCUUAAGAGAAGGCAUGUUUGUGGGCUGUCUUGAAUUUUAAGAGUGUGACAUCUUGCUUGUGCAAAAUGUGAUAUCCUUUGAGCGUCGCAAAUAUGAUACCAAUGCGCUACUCUGGCAGGCACGAAGCGACCCGUGGCCUUGGGAACGACAUUUCACUAAUGGGAUUUUAUAUCCAAUAAUGAAAAGCGGUCUACGAGCAGCUCUGUAUGUAGGCGGGAUACAGACAGUCAGCUAGAUGCCAUCCCAACUGCCCCUAUCCGGCCAUAUUGAGCGUUCGGAUACAAAUUCGCUGGGGAUUGGG